Messenger RNA from Hyaena hyaena (striped hyena), 1331 nucleotides. It is a transcript of the gene EMD, whose product is annotated as emerin. Lineage: Eukaryota; Metazoa; Chordata; Mammalia; Carnivora; Hyaenidae. The record is from RefSeq and is a predicted model, not a curated record. The transcript is spliced from 6 exons. Gene Ontology annotation, cellular component: nuclear envelope. Bases 185 to 985 code for a protein of 266 amino acids.
GGCCCCGCCCCGCCCAGCGCUCGCAGUCCGCAGAGUCCGGGGUUGCGACGCGGCCGUGACGCGAGCGUGACGCGAGUGCCGCCGCUCCCGAGGCGCUCGCGCUGUCCCCGCCGCGCUCUGAGGCAACGGUAGCUCGGCCCGCGUCGCCAGGCCUCGGGCCGCCCCCGGGUCCCCGCCACUCGCCAUGGACGACUACGCAGUCCUCUCGGACGCUGAGCUGGCCGCCGUGCUGCGCCAGUACAACAUCCCGCACGGGCCUGUCGUGGGUUCCACCCGCAAGCUCUACGAAAAGAAGAUCUUCGAGUACGAGACCCAGAGGCGGAGGCUCUUGCCCCCGAGCUCGUCCUCAUCGUCUUUCUCCUAUCGGUUCUCGGACUUAGACUCGGGAUCGGUGGACUCGGAUAUGUACGAUCUGCCCAAGAAAGAGGACGCCUUACUCUACCAGAGCAAGGCCCCCACCUUUUCCCAAGGCUAUGGUGAUGACUACUAUGAGGAGAGCUACUUGAGCACCAGUACUUAUGGGGAGCCUGAGUCUGUGGGCACCUCGAAGGGAUUCUGCCAGUCGUCAACUUCUCUCUCAGACACAGACGCUUUUCACCACCAGGUGCGCGACGACAGUCUCUUCUCUUCUGAAGAGGAGAGCAAGGACAGGGAGCGCCCCGCAUACGGCCGGGACAGCGCCUACCAGAGCAUCGUGCACUACCGCCCUGUAUCCAGCGCGUCCAGGAGCUCCCUGGGCCUGUCCUAUUAUCCCACCUCCUCCUCCCCUGCUCCCAUGUCCUCAUCUCCGUCCCCCGCCACUUCGUGGCUCACCCGUCGCGCCAUCCGGCCGGAAAAGCAGACCCCGGGGGCUGGUCUGGGCCCGGACCGCCAGGUCCCUCUCUGGGCCCAGCUGCUCCUGUUCCUGGGCUUUGCUGCCUUCCUGCUCUUUGUGAACUACUCCUUGCAGGCUGAGGACGGCAGUCCCUUCUGGACGGAGUCCUGAGGGUCUGGCGUCACUGCCACCUGCUCUCAGAUGUCCUGGCUGACUGCCUUAGUAGUGUUUGCUGGGGGAGGGGGGGGGGACUUUUCUGUGUGUCCUGGCUUGGGAGUACUGGCCUGGCCCUUGUGCCGGGGAGGGGCCUGGGCAGGCCUUCCUCUGGAGCCUUCUGGAUCCUGCUUGCCUCUGACCCUUGGGGCCCAGGAGGGCAAGACUCUUCUCCCGGAGAGGAGAACAUGGUUGUUGUCAUUGCAUGCCUCCUGUCCGUUGUCACAUCGUUGAGGGGGGUUAACCAAAAGCCCCCCCGACUUUGUUUUCGUGGACACACAAUAAAAAGACCAUUUAUUUUUAA